GACCCCGUCACCGUCGUUCCCAUCCAAUUCCUCGCAGCCCGCGGUUUUUUUGUUUCCUUCUUUCCUUGCGACUGUGUUCAUUUGACAGUCGUUUUGCGGGUUCACGAUGAGGGUCAAUGGGCUCGUCCGCGCGAUGGGCUCGCUGCGGUGUGGCGUGAGGACGACGCAGAGCCUUGGGGGCGCGCGAGGUGCGUACAGCUGUGUGGCGACGACGACGACGAGGUGGAGAGGGGAUGGUAGCGAGGGGGGGUUGGAGGCGUGGAGGAGUAGGAGUGUGGGGACCGGGCAGAGGCGGUGGCAGAGUGGGGCGGCGGCUGCGGUGCUUGAUCAAGCCAUUGCGGAUCCUACUACCCUAUCGCAAUCGACGAUUAUAGAGAAUUUGGAUCCGUUGGAGUCGACGAGGUUGAGGAGGGUUAGGAAUAUUGGGAUUGCGGCACACAUCGACUCGGGCAAAACCACGGCAACGGAACGCGUCCUCUACUACACCGGCCGCAUCAACUCGAUUCACGAAGUUCGCGGAAAAGAUGCCGUGGGAGCCAAGAUGGAUAGUAUGGACCUUGAGCGUGAGAAGGGUAUCACCAUUCAAUCGGCGGCGACGUUCUGCGACUGGAUCAAGAAGGAAAACGGCAAGGAGGAGAAAUACCACAUAAAUCUGAUCGAUACGCCUGGACAUAUCGACUUUACGAUUGAGGUGGAGAGAGCUUUGCGGGUGCUGGAUGGCGCUGUCAUGAUUCUUUGCGCCGUCUCUGGUGUGCAGAGUCAAAGUAUCACCGUGGAUAGGCAGAUGAAGAGGUACAAUGUGCCCCGGAUAUCUUUUAUCAACAAGAUGGACCGCAUGGGCGCGAACCCGUGGAAGGCGGUCGAACAAAUCAACCACAAGCUCAGGAUACCGGCUGCGGCAGUUCAGGUGCCCAUUGGCCGUGAAGAUGGGUUCUUGGGUGUGGUCGACCUGAUUAGGAUGAAAGCUAUUUACAACGAGGGACCAAAGGGAGAGCAGAUCGUGGAGACAGAUGUGAUUCCUCCAGAUCUGGUGGAGCUGGCGAACGAAAAGAGGGCGAAGCUCAUCGAGACGCUGGCUGACGUGGACGAUGAAAUCGCGGAGAUUUUCCUCGAUGAGAGAGAACCGACCAACGAGCAGAUUAAGGCUGCUAUCCGGCGCGCGACUAUUGCGCUCAAAUUCAGUCCCGUGAUGAUGGGGUCAGCGUUGGCGGAUAAGUCGGUCCAACCUAUGCUGGAUGGUGUCUGCGAUUAUCUCCCAAAUCCCGCGGAGGUUGAGAAUAUGGCUUUGGAUAGGCGGCAAAAGGAAGCGCCAGUGAAGCUGGUCUCGUACAACUCGCUGCCGUUUGUGGGAUUGGCGUUCAAGCUAGAAGAAAGCAAUUUCGGACAGUUGACGUAUAUCCGAGUAUACCAAGGAACAUUGAAGAAGGGCAUGAUGGUGUUCAACGCCAGGUCAGACAAGAAGGUCAAGAUCCCGAAGAUUGUCCGCAUGCAUUCGAAUGAUAUGGAGGAGGUGCAGGAGAUUGGUGCAGGAGAAAUCUGCGCUGUGUUUGGUGUCGAUUGCGCGUCUGGUGAUACCUUCACUGAUGGCCAACUAGGAUACUCUAUGUCAUCGAUGUUCGUCCCCGAACCCGUCAUCUCUCUCUCCAUCAAGCCCAAGAACACCAAAGACACCCCCAACUUCUCCAAAGCCAUGAACCGCUUCCAGCGCGAGGAUCCCACCUUCCGCGUCCACGUCGACCCCGAAAGCCAGGAAACCAUCAUCUCCGGCAUGGGCGAACUCCAUCUCGACAUCUACGUCGAGCGCAUGCGCCGCGAGUACAAAGUCGAAUGCGAAACCGGCCAGCCGCAAGUCGCCUACCGCGAGACCGUCACCGAGCACGUCAAGUUCGACCACACGCUCAAGAAGCAAACCGGUGGCGCGGGUGACUUUGCUCGCGUCGUCGGCUUCAUGGAGCCUUCCGAAUCGCUCGCCGAAAACAAAUUCGAGGACCGCAUCGUCGGAGGCACGAUCUCAGAGAAGUUCUUGUACGCCUGCGAGAAAGGUUUCGACCUGUCCUGUCGCAACGGCCCUAUGCUCGGCCACCGCGUGCUGGGCACCAGCAUGAUCAUCAACGACGGCGCAACGCACAUGACCGAUUCCUCCGAAAUGGCCUUCAAGAUGGCCACCCAACAAGCCUUCCGGAAAGCCUUCUUGGCCGCCAAACCUCAAGUCCUCGAACCCCUUAUGAAAACCACCAUCACGGCCCCCAACGAGUUCCAAGGAAACAUCGUCGGCUUGUUGAAUAAGCGUAACGCGGUGAUUAAUGAUACGGAGAUCGGCCCCGAGGAUUUCACGCUCUACGCCGACUGCAGUUUGAACAGCAUGUUUGGGUUCUCGUCGCAGCUGCGGGCGGCGACGCAGGGCAAGGGCGAGUUCAGCAUGGAGUUUAGCCAUUACAACCCGGCGCCGCCGCAGCUGCAGCGAGAGUUGAUCACGAAGUAUGAGAAGGCGCAGAAGGAGAGGAAUAAGUAGAUGGGCGUUGGAGAAGUAAAAGCGAGGGGGUUUUUGAGCACUGUCUUUGUAGGUUUGGGAAUUGGGUUGCCGAUAUGCUGAUGGACUGGCGGAAGCCGAAGGAGCAUGUGUAAAAAAAAAAAGAGAGAGGUGGGUUUAAAGCUAUUCUCUGGGCUUGAGAGCGCUGUCGG
Mytilinidion resinicola is the source of this 2682-nucleotide messenger RNA. RefSeq names its product translation elongation factor G. The record is from RefSeq and is a predicted model, not a curated record. NCBI's taxonomy places the organism in Eukaryota, Fungi, Ascomycota, Dothideomycetes, Mytilinidiales, Mytilinidiaceae. Gene Ontology annotation, cellular component: mitochondrion. The transcript has 4 exons. Gene Ontology annotation, molecular function: GTP binding; translation elongation factor activity; GTPase activity. The coding region runs from base 107 to 2512 and encodes 801 amino acids. Gene Ontology annotation, biological process: mitochondrial translational elongation.